This is a messenger RNA of Calliphora vicina (urban bluebottle blowfly), 5243 nucleotides long. It is a transcript of the gene clu, whose product is annotated as clustered mitochondria protein homolog. Gene Ontology annotation, biological process: intracellular distribution of mitochondria. Gene Ontology annotation, cellular component: cytoplasm. Gene Ontology annotation, molecular function: mRNA binding; protein binding. The transcript is spliced from 7 exons. The coding region runs from base 295 to 4539 and encodes 1414 amino acids. NCBI's taxonomy places the organism in Eukaryota, Metazoa, Arthropoda, Insecta, Diptera, Calliphoridae. The record is from RefSeq and is a predicted model, not a curated record.
AAAAAUCGGAGUCGGCAGCUUACCGCAUGAGAACGCAUAAAGGGGUUUAAUUUAAGUGAAAUUUAUUAAUUUUUUGGUGAAAAACGUGUUAAUUAUAUGAUACCAAUUGAAAAAACUUUAAAAAAGUCAUUGUAGAUUAUUUUGCCUAGCAAAAAGAAAAAAAAUAAAAGGUCUUGUACGAUAUUAACGAUUUUUAGUGAAGUAGAAAACCUCCCGACAGAGAAGUUGUGUAACACCAAAUUCUUAAAAUACAACAAAUACAUUUGUUCAAUCAUUGAUUGAAAAUCAAAUAGAAUGGCGUUGGAAAAUGAUAAGAAUACAACUAAAUCCGAUAAUACUGGACCAAGUGAGGCCGAUAAGAAAUCAAUAAACGAAAACACCGUUGGACAUAAGGGAGACACAAACGCAUCAAAAAAGAAAGGUAAAAAUGGAAAGAACGAAAAUAAAUCUGACGUUUUAGCUAAUGGACAUGAUGACAUUAAGAAUGCAAAAACCAAUGGUGCUGUAGAUUCAAAUGCCAACGAUUUGGAAUCGGCGAGCGGCGAGGAUAAGAAAAAUGACGAAAGUGUUGAUAAGAAAAAAGAUGCCGCUAAAUCAGAAGGAGGUGAUGGUAGUGAAGAGAAUUACGAUGAGGACAUAGAUUUAGAUGCUUUACACGAUAGUGGUAUAACGGUGCACAUUCAAAGUCCUGGUGCAGAACUGCUCUCUGUGCAGUUGUCGAGUAUGGAACUCGUACAAGAAAUUCACCAGCUAUUAAUGGAUCGUGAAGAUACUUGCCACCGCACUUGUUUCUCAUUACAGCUAGAUGGUGUCACGUUAGAUAAUUUCGCCGAACUGAAGACCAUUGAGGGUCUCAAGCAUGGAUCCACUAUCAAAGUUGUCGAGGAGCCGUACACGAUGAGAGAAGCCCGAAUUCAUGUGCGCCAUGUUCGCGAUUUAUUGAAGAGUAUGGAUCCAGCCGAUGCAUACAACGGCGUAGAGUGCAAUUCAUUGACAUUUUUACAUACAAUUACCCAAGGAGAUUUGUUGGAAAAGAAGAAAUCUCGUCCAGAUUCUGUAGACUGUACUCCGGCAGAAUAUAUAAUGCCUGGCGUUAAAGAGGCACCCUUAACACCACUUCAGCCUGGAGUUAAUAAGAAUUCAAAAGGACCUCAAGCUCUAAAGGUUCUUACUACUUCAGCUUGGAAUCCACCACCUGGUCCCCGGAAGUUGCAUGGCGAUCUUAUGUAUUUGUAUGUUGUUACAAUGGAAGAUAAACGCUUUCAUAUUUCGGCAUGCCCUAAAGGAUUUUACAUUAAUCAAUCGUCCGAUGAUGUUUUUAACCCAAAACCAGACAAUCCCAGUCAUCUUAGUCACUCUCUAAUUGAUUUGUUGUCUCAAAUUUCACCCUCUUUCAAACGUGCCUUCCAGCAAAUGCAGAAGAAGCGUACAUUGCGUCAUGCAUUCGAGCGUGUUGCCACUCCUUACCAAGUAUAUCAAUGGACUGCACCCCAAUUAGAGCACACCAUUGACGCAAUUCGCGCUGAAGAUGCCUUCUCCUCGAAACUGGGUUAUGAAGAACACAUUCCUGGUCAAACCCGUGAUUGGAACGAAGAAUUACAAACAACUCGGGAACUUCCCAGAAAAACGUUACCUGAACGUUUACUACGUGAAAGAGCAAUUUUCAAGGUACAUGGAGAUUUUGUCAUUGCUGCCACCAGAGGCGCCAUGGCUGUAAUUGAUGGAAAUGUUCUAGCCAUUAAUCCCGGAGAGGAUCCCAAGAUGCAAAUGUUUAUCUGGAAUAAUAUAUUCUUUUCACUUGGUUUCGAUGUACGUGAUCAUUACAAGGAGUUGGGUGGAGAUGUCGCUGCUUUUGUUGCACCUCGCAACGAUUUGCAUGGAGUGCGUGUAUAUAGUGCGGUCGAUAUUGAGGGACUGUAUACGUUGGGAACAGUUGUAGUUGAUUAUCGAGGAUACCGUGUUACAGCUCAAUCAAUAAUUCCGGGCAUUUUAGAACGUGAGCAAGAGCAGUCUGUUGUGUAUGGAAGCAUUGAUUUUGGCAAAACCGUCUUAUCUCAUCCUAAGUAUUUGGAGCUGUUACGCAAAGCUGGAAAGCACCUAAAAAUUUUGCCACAUUCAGUCAUUAAUGAACGUGAUGAACCAGUGGAAUUGUGCUCCUCUGUCGAGUGUAAGGGUAUAAUAGGCAAUGAUGGACGUCAUUACAUUUUGGAUUUGCUGCGCACCUUCCCACCAGAUGUCAAUUUCUUAAAGCUCGACAUUGAGUUAAGUUCUGAAUUGAAAGCAAUGGGCUUCCCAAUUGAACAUAAACACAAGUUAUCGUGCUUGCGACAAGAACUUUUGGAGGCCUUCAUUGAAGAUCGCUAUGUUAGUUUUAUUCGAAAUGCUGCUCAACAUUUGCAGCAGCUGAAUGCUAAUAAGAAAUCCGAAGAGAACAAUGCUGCAACAGCAGCAAUUACAGAAAAGGGCGAAGAAGACACAAAAGAACAGACAAAGGAAGAGGAGGAGAAUAAAAAAUCUGAGAGUGAUAAAAAGGCUACAGAUGCUCUAGAGCAUGCUUUUGAUGCCAUCAAAGAUGCUCAAACCAAUGUAGCUACAGCAGACGAAAAACAGGCUGCAGAAGUUGUUAAACGCGCUUGUGCUGCUGUUGGUUCUCUCAAAGAAAAGGAAUUCGAUUUCCGCUUCAAUCCCGAUGUAUUUUCUCCUGGUAUUCGUCAUGUGGAUGAUCCCAAUGGAUCGAAUUCGUUAACUAAACAGAAGAAAUUGGUACAAGAAGCGGCAGAGUUUUUGGUCUUGAAACAAAUUCCAGGCUUUAUAAAGGAACAUAUGAAUCACACAUCGCCACCUAUGGAUGGCACUAGCAUUACAGAAAUUUUGCACAGCCAUGGUAUCAAUGUGCGUUAUUUGGGUAAGGUUAUCACUAUGCUCGCUCAAGUGCCCCGCAUGGACUAUUUGCACAGAAUAACCGUGUUAGAAUUAAUUGUUCGUGCCACAAAACAUAUUUACUACACCUACAUGCAAAAUACGGAUGCCAUGCAUUUAUCAGCCGCCAUUAGCCACUUUUUGAAUUGUUUCCUUUCGUCUGGCCCCGUCAAUGCUAAUACAUCUUCCGAUGAACUGCAAAGGACCAAUAAUAACAGCAAUAAGCGCGGAAAAAACAAGAACAAGAAUGGAGGUAAAAACAAUCAGAAAAAUGGUGUUCAAGUAGGAAGUGAAAACAACGACUGGGCACUGAUAACACACAAGUCUUUGUGGCAACAGAUUAAAAAAGAAUCUAAAUCAUAUUGGGAUUACGAUCUAGGUUGUGAUUCUAUUGAGAGUGCGGUCGAGAAAUUCGGAUUCCAACGCGUGAGCAUUUUACGUGCCUUCUGUCUAAAAGUUGGCAUUCAGAUUCUGUUGCGUGAAUACAACUUUGAGUCGCGCAACAAACCAACCUUUGGUGAUGAAGAUAUUCUAAAUGUCUUCCCCAUCGUGAAGCACAUUAGCCCGCGGGCAUCCGACGCAUACAAUUUCUACACCACUGGCCAGUCGAAAAUUCAACAAGGCUUGUUCAAAGAAGGCUACGAACUGAUUAGUGAAGCCUUGAAUUUGUUGAACAAUGUAUUUGGUGCUAUGCAUUUUGAGAAUGGCUCUUGCCUCAGAAUGUUGGCACGUCUUAGCUAUUUGCUAGGUGAUGCUCAGGAAGCCUUGGCCAUUCAGCAACGUGCAGUAAUCAUGAGUGAAAGGGUAAAUGGUAUAGAUCACCCAUGCACUAUAUUGGAAUAUACUCAUCUAUCACUAUACUGUUUCGCCAACGGACAAAUCAGUACAUCGUUGAAGUUGUUGUAUCGUGCAAGAUACUUAAUGGUGCUCAUUUGUGGCGAAGACCAUCCUGAGGUAGCUUUAAUUGAUAGCAAUAUCAGUUUAAUUUUGCACGCAGUUGGUGAAUACGAGUUGUCUCUUCGUUUUAUUGAACAUGCAUUGAAAUUGAAUUUGAAAUAUUUUGGCAACAAGUCUAUGAAUGUUGCCGUCAGCUACCACUUGGUAGCACGAACUCAAUCCUGCAUGGGAGAUUUCCGCUCUGCUUUAAACAACGAAAAAGAAACCUAUUCCAUAUACAAAUCCCAAUUGGGAGAAACUCAUGAAAAGACCCGCGAAUCUGCCGAGUGCCUUCGUUUGCUUACCCAACAAGCUGUUCUCUUGCAACGUAAAAUGAACGACAUAUAUUCAAAUGGAAAACUAACAACUGGACUGCCUCCCAUUCAUAUACAACCGCCAACAAUGGGUUCUGUAUUGGAUAUGCUGAAUACGAUUAAUGGUAUUCUAUUUGUCCAAAUCAGUCAAAAAGAUAUUGCCAAAGUUAAAACUGAAAUUGAAAAGCAUUUGAAAACCACAAAUGAAGUAAAUGAAACAACUGAAACGCUUAAAAAGCUGGCCAUUAAUAAUAGUACGGAUGAGACUGAAGUUGCUAAAACAGAGCAACAGAUCAAUGGCAACGAACCUUCAUCCAGCAGCUGCAAUGGAGAAAAGGUUGCAGUGAAGGAAUCCUCUACAACAAGUUGAAUUCAUUUUAAUGCAACUUUUAAAUCCAAAAUACACCAAGUAAUCAUUACAAAACAAUAACAAACAAUAAUAUUAAAAAAAAAUCGAAAUUUGGAUAUUACAAGAGGACGCAGAAGCGUAAUGUGUUUUAAUGUGUUAUCAUCACAAACAAACACAAUAAUAAUAAAGUAUCAUUGUUAGACAACUUCAUUUUGUUUUUUGUUAUCAUCAUCGCCAUUUUAACUGAUACUGUUUUAUUUUUCUUUUAACUUUUUUUUUUUAAUUUGGAAAACAACAACUGAAAAAUAGAGCUUAUUGCUCUUACAUACUAUGUUAUAGAUCCCUGUUUGAAAGCAAAUCACUUUUAAAUAUAAAUCAAUCAAUCAUAUUUGUUUUCUUUUUUAUAUUAUUAUAAUUAUAAUCACUGUUAUUUUUAGCUUCUUUAGAUUUAAUAUUAAAAACAUCGCAAUUUGUUGAACAAAAUUAAAAUGAAAAAAAACUAUGUAGAACGAACUGAACACAUUAAGAUUCAAAAGAUAGCAAGAAGCAUAAUGUUGUUCGCGUACUUCUAUGUAUAAGGUAUUUCAAAAUUUUUUAUACUUUGAAAUUAAUACAAAAUAAAAUAAAAAUAGGAAAUAGUUUAUUAUUACUAUCCAAUGAAAUAAACACCUACACACAUUUAUAUUUGUAUGUAGUUUUUGAUAAAAUAAAUCAACAUAUACAUA